GAUUACUGAUUCGUUCGAAGCGAAAUGGCACCGAGUAUAGCCACCAGGGCUGCUCCACCGGCAAAUCGCAAUGAGCCCUGCAGCCGUUGUCCACCCAAGAAGAAGGGAGAGACGAUGAUGGGGUUGGCGGAAGAGGCGUUGAGGAAGAGAAACGAGGAAUUGGAGAGAGAACUGAAGAUGAGUUUGGAGAGGGAGGAGAAAAUGAGGAAAGAACUGGAGAAGACCUCCCAGAGACUCAGAGACGUAGAGGAGGCUGAGGAGCUCCUCUGCUUUCAAGUUGGGGAGCUUGAAGUAGAAGCCCUCGAUCAGGCACGCGCUGAUCAAGCCCAGAUUAGGUCCCUGAUGGACCAACUCUCCCAAGCUCACAAGCUUCUCCAGGCCGCCCAGAAGAAACAACUGCAACAAUAA
Telopea speciosissima is the source of this 408-nucleotide messenger RNA. RefSeq names its product protein RESPONSE TO LOW SULFUR 3-like. Lineage: Eukaryota; Viridiplantae; Streptophyta; Magnoliopsida; Proteales; Proteaceae. The record is from RefSeq and is a predicted model, not a curated record. Gene Ontology annotation, biological process: cellular oxidant detoxification. The transcript has a single exon. The coding region runs from base 25 to 408 and encodes 127 amino acids.